AUGAGGAAAAGGAGGAGGAUGAGAAGAACAAGCAAGAGGAGAAGAAGGAGGAGAAGUAGAAGGAUGCAAAGACGAAGAAAAUCUAAAGAAGCUCGGAAUAAGAAGGAGAAAGCGGUGGAGCAGAAUAAAGAGGAAAAGGAGGAAGAUGAGAAGAACAAGAAGAAGGAAUGGAUUAAGAAAAACAGUUAUCAACAAAAAUUACUUUUUUGUAUUACAUGCAAGAAACAUCUAGAGUGCGUAAAGUGGUUAAUUGGUUAUGCAGCUCGGAAUAAGAAUAAGGAAGUAGAGAAAAAAGAGGAGAAAAAGAAGAGAGGGAAGAAGACACGUGAGGAGAAAACGAAGGAGGAGACAACAAAUAAAAAUAAGUGGGCAAAGAAGAACGAGGAGUUUUAUAAGAAAGAAAAGGAUGAGGAGAAGCAGGAUGCAAAGAAGAAGAUGUAG
Molecule: messenger RNA, 441 nt
Organism: Belonocnema kinseyi
Lineage: Eukaryota; Metazoa; Arthropoda; Insecta; Hymenoptera; Cynipidae
Product: protein MNN4-like
Exons: 2
Coding region: 1-441 (146 amino acids)
Source: RefSeq, a predicted model, not a curated record